AUGAAUGGUAUUAUUAGUGCGACGCGGUCUGAUGACUCGACCCGUCUCAAGUCACAAAUCAGUCAUUAUGCGGCUCCCUCGCCGGCCAAGGAACCCUUGAGCCCACCUGUAAAUAACGGUACCUCAUCUAGGUCGCACAUGGGUGUUAAUCACCCCGUAUUGGCUUCGUUUCUUUGUCCUAUAACGGCAGUCAAAGAUUACCACCAGGAUCCAGCAGAGAUGCAAAAAAAAUUGGCAAGCGGACAGAUCUUGAUGUCCGCAGCUGAUUUUCCUGCAUAUCUCUGGGAGGGAACUCCACCCGGGGAAAGCUACAACGAUGAUUCCAUGACUGAUGGGCUUUUCAAAGGGUAUUUUCUUGUCCAUGUAAGUUUUCCGCUGUAUACUUAA
Molecule: messenger RNA, 387 nt
Organism: Suillus fuscotomentosus
Lineage: Eukaryota; Fungi; Basidiomycota; Agaricomycetes; Boletales; Suillaceae
Exons: 2
Coding region: 1-387 (128 amino acids)
Source: RefSeq, a predicted model, not a curated record